Colossoma macropomum (tambaqui) is the source of this 1083-nucleotide messenger RNA. Its product is annotated as E3 ubiquitin-protein ligase TRIM7-like. The record is from RefSeq and is a predicted model, not a curated record. The transcript is spliced from 3 exons. The coding region runs from base 706 to 1083 and encodes 125 amino acids. NCBI's taxonomy places the organism in Eukaryota, Metazoa, Chordata, Actinopteri, Characiformes, Serrasalmidae.
UUGUAAAUAUCUAAGGUCUGAAAACUACAUUUUUUUAAUAGUUAUUUUUUAUUGUGGGACUGCAGUUCAAACUAUUUCAGUCCGUAUGAGCUUUUUAAAUAUUCAUUUAGUUGGUUUUACAUCUCCCUUCCCAGAAUCUUGGUUUCUUUUUUAAUUUGAUUAUUUUUUCGUUUUUGCCGAAAGGAAAGCGAAAAUGAAUUUACUCAUCACUCAUAGGGCGCCUUUUCCUGUCUCGAGCACGCGCGUGAGAGGGACGUUGGCGCGAGCCAAGUUUGAAUCUCCUCGUGAGGUAAAACGGACUCAACGGCUCGCUCGGUGGGGGAACUUGGAAACUUCACGAAGAAAAGCGUCUUUAAACUCUGUUUUACUGAAGAGGAGCAGUUUUAUUUACGCAGUAACGACAAAGAGUUGCCAUGGCAUCCACCGCGCUAGCGGAACACCUGUCCUGUCCUGUGAGCUACGACAUCUUCAGGAGUCCCGUAGUUCUCUCAUGUAGCCACAGCUUCUGUAAAACCUGCCUGGAGAUGUGCUGGAGGACGAAGGAAGGUAGAGAGUGUCCUCUGUGCAGGAAGAGAUCCUCCGAGCCUCUUUGUAACCUCGUUUUGAAGAACCUCUGUGAGUCUUUCUCAAAAGAGAGCGAGAACGGAGUUACAGCAGAGUCCACACAGCUGUAGUUCACACAGGGAGCAGCUCCAACUCUUCUGCAUGUAUGAGGAGCAGCUUGCGUGUGUAAUUUGCCAGACUUCUAGAAAACACAGGAACCACAGCUUCGUUCCAGCUGAUGAAGCAGCUCAUGAUACGAGGGUUGAUCUCAAGGCUGCACUGAAGAUCCUGAAGGAGAAGUUGCAGGACUUUAAGCAAGCUAAAGAAACCUGCGAUCAAGAAAUUCAGCACAUUAUAGCUUUAUUGGUGAUGGAGGUGUGCUUGCUUGUGUGCGUGGUAUUUGGUGGAUGUUGCCCUGAACUGGAAUGGGCUGGUGGAGGCUGGAGGUCUGCACGUCUGACGUUAUUCGAUUCUGUCACUUUUGGUCUCCUGAUCCUGAAACAACAACAACAACAACAACAACAGCAACAGUGUCAGUAA